Xenia sp. Carnegie-2017 is the source of this 1135-nucleotide messenger RNA. RefSeq names its product A-kinase anchor protein 7-like. Gene Ontology annotation, cellular component: cytosol. Gene Ontology annotation, molecular function: protein kinase A regulatory subunit binding. The record is from RefSeq and is a predicted model, not a curated record. NCBI's taxonomy places the organism in Eukaryota, Metazoa, Cnidaria, Anthozoa, Malacalcyonacea, Xeniidae.
UAACGUUAUUUUGUAUGUCCGCCAUAUUGGAAUAAUUCAGGGGGGUAUUAAAAUAUAAUAGUAAUGAAUAUGGGAAUGUAAGGAGGGGAGGUGAUCAAGGAUCAUCAUAGAGUGAAAAAUCUUGAGGAAUCUUGGAUUCUUGGUAUUUGGUCACUUGUUAAAGAAAUUAAAAUUCUAAAUCUACUCGCUUUUACCGAACUUUUUACGAAUAUCCAUGAAUUCCAUAUCUUCAGAAGAUGCAAAUUUUGUGAAAGAUGUAAUUCAAAGCGAAGAUAGUGACAGUGUCUGCUCAUCUGAAUCAUUUGGUUUGAAAUGGUUAUUUAAUGAAGAGGAUAAUAAUGAAAAGGGAAAUAAGAAAAGAAACAGAAAAAGACAAUUGAUUAGUGAGGGAUUUUCUAGUUUUGAAGGAACAACUGGUAAAUUAGAAAUAAAAAAGAAAAGGCCAAAUUAUUUUAUUGCUUUACGUAUAUCUGAUGACAAAAUACACGAAGUUGUUAAAACCUUUCAAAAUGAUUUGAUAAAAGAAAAUAGUAAAUUGAAAGCGGCAUUGAUAUCACCAUCUACCCUUCACAUAACUAUAGCAGUAAUGUAUUUAGAUGCAACUCAAUUGAACAUUGCCCAUAAUGCACUGGAGGAGUGUAGCAAAGACAUAAUAACUGCCCUUAAAAAUGUUGACUUUAAACUAACAUUUUGUGGAGUAGGAAACUUUGGAAACAAAGUAAUUUUUGCCGAUAUUAAAACAAAAGAACAAAUUGAAUGUUUGAGAAAGAUUAACAGCAUAAUAACUCAGAGCUUUGAGAAGAAUGAGCUGUUUAAAUGUGGAAAAGAAUAUUAUCCACAUUUAACAUUGUUGAAACUGUCAAAAAAGAAAUCUUAAAAAUCAGGAAUCAGAAAAGUUAAUCGUCAUCUUUAUUUACCAUGGAUUAACUCUAUCUUUGGUGAGGAAACAAUAAAGAAUUUAUAUUUAUGUUCAAUGCAAGGAAUGAAAGAGGAUGAUGGAUUUUAUGAAUGUAUAGCAACAGUUUCUGUAAAUCAUGAGUAGUUUGAUAAUUUAUUGCAAUGAGUAAAUUUUAUCAAUAUGAUGUGUAAUUUAAGAAAAAGACGAUUUUUCAUGUGUAAAGAACUUAAAGAACUU